Molecule: messenger RNA, 3270 nt
Organism: Trichoplax adhaerens
Lineage: Eukaryota; Metazoa; Placozoa; Uniplacotomia; Trichoplacea; Trichoplacidae
Exons: 18
Biological process (GO): tRNA export from nucleus; rRNA processing
Cellular component (GO): small-subunit processome; CURI complex; UTP-C complex
Source: RefSeq, a predicted model, not a curated record
GUCAAAAAGAAGAAAAAAAGUUUAUAUGCACCUCUGACUCGAGAUGAAUUAUUUACCAUCAAAGAAACUGAAAGUCUCUAUCGAUCUGGAUUAUUUCGUAUGCAAAUUGAUGAAUUAUUAAAAGAAGUUAAAUUAAAGAAGAAAAGAAAUAAAAAAUUAGAUCUUUUUCUUCAUGCUUUACGUAACUGCUUAAUCAAUAUACCCGAUGACAAUCAACAGGAACUUGAAUUUGAUAGUUUAUCCUGCAAACCUGAUGGCAUUCAGAUACCUCUUCAUUUAAAAGAUGUGCAGACUAUCAAGGGCAAAUUUAUAUUUAAAACCCCGACUGUCAUUGCUGUUGUUGGCAGCUAUAUGAUUGGUACCAUUACCAAGCCAAUAGUCAACGUGGAUGUUACCGUAGAGAUACCGCAGGAAUGUUUAAAUUCUAGAGAUCACAUCAAUGCUAGAUAUUAUUACCGACGUGCACUUUACUUAGCACAUUUGGCUUAUCAUUUAAAUCAGAGUGAUAUCUGUCAAGAAGUCCAGUAUUCAACAAUGAAUGGAGACCCACUUAAGCCAAUCUUAGUUAUAAAAGCAGCACCGGAACGAUUUAAUCGCUACUUUACCAUUCGUUUAUACCCUUGCAUUAAUCAGUCAGCGUUCAAAUUAAGUCAAUUAAAGCCAACUAAAGAUAAUAUAAGAUAUGAAUUUUAUCCAACGAUAGAGAGUAAAUUAAAUGAAGAAACUCAACGGUUAGGCCCGCCAACACCUCAUUACAAUCAUGGUAUAUUGGUAGAUAUGAGCUUCGGCCGCCACCUGAGGGAGAUUUAUCAAGCAACGCGACAAAGUCAAUCUUUAAUUGAUGCCAUUACCUUAAUCAAGAUAUGGCUAUACCAACGUGAAUUUAAUAAAGGGAUAAACGGAUUGAAUGGAUUUCUUGCUUCAAUGUUUUUGAUUUACUUAUUAAAGAAAAAGAAACUCAACUUGCAAAUGAGCUCUUAUCAGAUUUUAAGGAUCUUCCUUAUACAAUUAGCGUCAUCCGACUGGUCUACCAAUGGAAUAACACUUGCGGAACAGGACAAUUCCAAUAUUCCAUCUACUGCAGAAUUUUCUACAGUUUUUGAAGUGGUUUUUAUCGACUCUUCUGGAUACUUAAAUUUAGCCGCCAACUUAACGAAAAUUUCAUACGAUGAAUUACGUCAUGCAGCCUCCUCGUCACUGCGACAUCUCGAUAGCAGCUCUAGCGAUGUUUUCUCUGACCUUUUCGUGAAAAAAGUACCAUACUUUACAAAAUAUGAUCACUAUAUUACGUUAAAACAGUUACCACAAAUAGAAAAAGCUAAUAUUGGACAAGAAGUGUUAGAGUAUCUUAUCAGCAGAUGCAAUCAUUUACGACCAGUCAUGCUACGCUGGUUAAUGGUUAUCCUUCAAAAAGGUUUAAAUAAAAGAGUUAAAUUGAUUUCUGUUAUGCCUGAAGAUAUUUCAAAGUGGCCAAUUACUAAGAUGCCGCCUGCAGAAAGUGAAACUGUAACCAUCGGCUUAUCACUUGAUACAGAACAAUAUUCUUCCAUUGUAGAAAUGGGUCCAUCGGCUGAAGACUCACAGGCUGCGGAAUUAUUUAGAAAAUUUUGGGGUGAGAAGUCAGAAUUACGAAGGUUUAAAGACGGCGCUAUUAAGGAAGCAGCUAUUUGGCAAUGCAAGAAUAUAGCAGAGAGGAGAUUUAUUUGCGAACGAAUCGUAAAAUAUCUAUUGCAGCUACAUGGUAAAAUUUCUCCAGAAAAUGUUAACUAUAUUGCCGGCCAAUUAGAUCAUACAUUAGCGAUAACAUACGAGGACGAGAAAUCUAAACUGCCUUUCUGUAAUAAUAACGCUACAGAAGAUGCUAUCUCAAUUAUAAAGUCUUUUAAUGAGCUCUGCAAGCAGCUGCGUUUGUUGAAAGGUUUAUCAUUAAGUAUCAAUACAAUUCAAGGAAUCAGUCCUGUUUUUAGGCAUACCGAAUUAUUUCCAUCAAAGCCAGCGAAACGUUUUAAAAGUCGCACCAGGCUUUCCGACGAUGUACAAUUUCGAAAUGUUGCCAAAAAUGUUUUACUACCAACUGCGAAUAAGACAUGUCCUGAAUGGAUUCCUGCUAAUGAAGCUGUAUGCAGCAUGGAAUUAAGUGGCGAUUGGCCUCAAAAUGCAGAAGCCGUACAACGAGUUAAAUCUGCGCUUCACCUAGAAAUUGCUAGAUUACUAUCUCAGCAUUACUCGUUGCUGGCGGUUGGUCAAACCAACUACAUUGACGUUUUCAAAGAUGGCUACGUAUUUCGAGUGCGUGUUGCUUAUCAUAGAGAGCCAGGUUUAAUACGAUUAGUUGAAAAUGAAGGAAAUGAAUUACUUGCUGCUGAAUUAGAGAAAACUACCAUCUUGCUACCUCAAUUUGCUACCAUGAUAAACGGUGUGAAUGAACAGUAUCAUUCAUACAGUACCACCGUUCGAUUAGCCAAGAGAUGGAUUUCAUCCCACCAACUUUGUGGCUAUGUUACCGAAGAAUGCAUUGAAGUUAUUGUGGCUUCUCUUUAUCUAAAUCCGGAAACCUACGAUAAGCCUGGGUCGGAGAUUAAUGGGCUGUUGAGGUUUCUUAAACUUAUUUCUACUUUUGAUUGGUUAAACUUCCCAUUACUUGUUAACUUAAACGAAGAAUUCAGUGGCUCUGAUAUGGUAGAAAUAGGAACGGACUUUAGAGAGAAUAGAUCUAAAUUUCCAGCAAUGUUCGUCGCCGUUCCGAAAAAGAAAUUAAAUCAACUUUUAACUACUUCGAAACUUACAAAUUCGAUACUGCAUAGGCUAACAUUGUUAGCCAGCGAGUCCUAUAAUCUUCUGAUUAAGCAAUUGUCAACAUGUGCAUCGGAAAAGGUUGAUUUUAUGAAAAUAUUUCGAACUCCAAUGGAGGACUAUGAUGUGAUUAUUAAUUUAAAUCUAGAAAACGUUUGUCGAUUCCACGAAGGCAUUGACAGUGUAGUCACUGAAUGCCAUAGCGAUUUAAAUAAGAAAUAUAUGCCCGUCGUUAAUUUCGAUCCUGUUGAGUACUACCUUAAAGAACUAGAGGAUGCCUUUGGAGAUAUUGCUUUAUUCUUUUAUAACAAGUAUGGUGGCGACUUCAUUGCUGUGGUCUGGAAGCCUGAUGCAUUCAAAUUACAAUCAUUUAAAGGGAGUUCAAAAAAGCUGCUGAUGUGCCCAGAUAAAGAAAGUAUUCUACAAGACUUUCGAUUAUUGGGUGACAAUCUUGUUUCUUCUAUUGAAUCCAAAUAA